AAUGAGUGAAGGGGGCCCUAUCCUUCUUCACAUUUCACUUUCUCGUCCUAUAAAUAGCAAAAGGAAAGGCCUCAGCCCUAGUCCUUGCCGGAAGCAACCUCAGUUUUGGCUUCUUUUCCCUUCUCCUCCUGCUCCAUCGAUCGUCGGUGAUUUCGCAAAGGGAGAGAAGCAAGGGAGAUUAAGAGAUGGGAAGAGGGAGAGUGGAGCUGAAGAGGAUUGAGAACAAGAUUAACCGUCAAGUAACCUUCGCCAAGCGCAGGAACGGCCUUCUCAAGAAGGCCUAUGAGCUCUCCGUCCUCUGCGAUGCGGAGGUUGGCCUCAUCAUUUUCUCCAAUCGUGGAAAGCUCUACGAGUUCUGCAGCAACACGAGUAUGUUAAAAACGUUAGAGAAGUACCAAAAAUGCAAUUUCGGAGGCCCAGAAACAACUAUCAUAUCAAGGGAGACCCAGAAUAGUCAACAGGAGUACUUGAAACUUAAAUCCAGAGUAGAAGCCUUGCAAAGAUCGCAGAGAAAUUUGCUUGGGGAGGACCUCGCUCCACUUAGCGGCAAGGAGCUCGAGCAAUUAGAGAGGCAACUGGACUCCUCUCUUAAACAGAUUCGAUCAACACGGACGCAGUUCAUGCUUGAUCAGCUAGCCGACCUUCAGCGAAGGGAGCAAAUGCUUUGCGAGGCGAAUAGAGCCCUAAAGAUAAGGUUUGAGGAAGGCAGCCAGGCGAAUCAGCCGCAGGUCUGGGAUCCCAGCAAUACGCACGCCGUAGGAUACGGGAGGCAGCCUGCUCAGCACCAUGGAGAGGCGUUCUAUCAUCCCUUGGAUAGCGAACCGACAUUGCAGAUCGGGUAUCAUUCUGAUAUAACGAUGGCAACGGCGACUACUUCAACAGUUAAUAAUUACAUGCUACCUGGUUGGCUUGGACAAAUUUCAGGCUCCUACGAGUAGCUACAAAUUUCUGGCUUUCCCCCUUACUACAUUAUGUAUCCUAGAACUUUAUUAUUAUUAUUAUUUUGGGCUUUUGUGUCGAUUUCUGGCUCUUUUAUUCUAUUUG
Molecule: messenger RNA, 1044 nt
Organism: Phalaenopsis equestris
Lineage: Eukaryota; Viridiplantae; Streptophyta; Magnoliopsida; Asparagales; Orchidaceae
Product: agamous-like MADS-box protein AGL9 homolog
Exons: 8
Coding region: 186-938 (250 amino acids)
Biological process (GO): positive regulation of transcription by RNA polymerase II
Cellular component (GO): nucleus
Molecular function (GO): protein dimerization activity; DNA-binding transcription factor activity, RNA polymerase II-specific; RNA polymerase II cis-regulatory region sequence-specific DNA binding
Source: RefSeq, a predicted model, not a curated record